UGGGCAACCGCUGCAGCCCCUUUCCGCGACGGAUCAACAGAGGACAGGGAACAAGUCAGUUCUCCCUCUUUCCACCACCUCUGUCGUUACGGCGAUCGCGCCGGCGUCGGAUUCCGAUCCGGAUAUUGCGGUGAGGUUCGGUGUGGUGGAGGAAACUGAAGUGGAGUCGGUGAAGAGGAGGAAGCAGAAAUACUACCAAGCUGACCACGAUUAUGAGCAGCAGGCUAGUGCUUCUUCAGGCACAACAUCACCGUCUGGAGGUCGGAACCGGAAAAGCCAUCUCGGAAGCCCCGGAAGAGCAAACCGUGAGGGGCAGCAUCGGGCAGAAGUGGAGAACAGUAACAGUGCUAGUCCCGCGGAUCCGGACCCGGGAAGUGUCAUACCGAUUCCGCUUGGUAUGAUACCUGGUUUUGCGGAAGAUGCUGGGGCUCUUGAAGAAGUAGAUCCGGGGUUGGACACUGCAGCCGUUCCGCUCAUUGCAGUGCCAGUGACUGAAAAUGGAGUCGCAAACGGUUUGGCGGAAGUGGAAACUGCAGCGAUUCCGCUCCCCCCUACUGUGGACGAGGGUCAGGAUGUUGAUCCAGGUGUCAACGCAGCUGCCACAACUUUUAUUCCCGUCAUGGUCGGAGGAGCAGAAGAUGUUGGUCAGCACCUUCCAGAUGAACAGACUGGUGACCCCACAGACACUGCUACUAUUCAGGUUCGCAGUGAAUCUAAAACGUCAGCGACGGAAACCACAAAAGAUGUUCACGGCGCUGGAGGCAUAGGGAACUACGAAGAAACAGCGGUACCUGUUGAUUCCGCCAACGCAUACGUAGCUGCAGCCGAGGGCGGCGAGGCACACGGCGUCAACACACCAGCCGAAGGAGAAGGACCACGACAAACACAAGACCAAACUCUCCCUGCAGCUUCCGAAGGCGCCCACAAAGAGGACGAAACGACCGUCGAUCCGAAAGAGUUGAAGAAACGAAAAAAAGCUGCCGCGAAGAAGAAGCGCGAGGCGGAGCGGAAAAAACAGGAGGAGAUCCGCCGGCAAAAGGAGGCGGAGGAGGCGACGAGGCUGAUUUUGGCUGCGAACUUAUUGGAGAUCAUCAAGGAAACGAAACGGAAGAACGACGAAAUUCAAACUGCCAUGGAUAACGCGAUGAAGCAGAAGAAAGCCGAUUUCUCCUUCGAGCCUUUUGUGCUCGCGGAGAGCGAAAAGGCCUGGGUCGCGGAGUUGCGACACCUAGCGGAGGCAGCGAAGAGAUUUCACAUGCUAGACCAGCUGAGCAGGGGUAAAGCGAAGAUGCAACGAUCACCGGCUGGCUCAGUAGCUUCAAAAUCCCCAAGAAGUGCGACAGGGAAGCAGGAUAAAGACCAGAGUGAACAUCAACAAGGGGUACUAGCUGCCGCAAAGGACGAUGCAUUCAAACCGCCCAGCGACGUGUCCGCGCGCCUGAAGGAGUUGGACCAAAAACUGGGCGUAAAAGACCCCGACGCACCGGACAAGGGAGCUGAAGAACUGUCCGCGGAGUUGAGUACUUCUUUCCAGGGCAAGCUCGUCACUAUUCAAUUGGAGGAGGAAGAACGGGUGAGGAAGGAAAAAGAGGAGAAAGAACGGCUGGAGUUGGAAGAGAAGCAAAGACUCGAAGCGGUUUUGGCGGAAGAUGAAAAUGCAGGAGAGGAAGGUGAGCUGCAAACCGGCGGUCUCGUCGUUGUCACGGCGGACGACGUGCAGAAAAAAAUCCCUUUUGUCGCGGAAACAACUGAAGAGCAAGCAGGGGCCCAUCGCCAUCCUACCGGCUCCGUCCGGUCAGAGGGGAAGAAAGACACGGUGACCAGCGGAACGAGCAAACACGACAAAUCCACAUCCCAGUCCAACGCGACCUCUUCCCGCUCGGGCGCCUCGACGCCAGAAGAGCUUCGGUCGCCGAGGGAGAAGGAGGAGAUCGCUGCGGCGGUCGAGAAAAUCAUCAACCGGGUGCACCGGCGAGUUUGCGAGAAGAUCGAGCAGGAGAUCAAGUCGGUGAGCUUAAUCAGCGAGAAAAUCACAGCUGCGGCCAGUACCGCGUUGAAGUUGCAGCAGGUGAUGGACCGGAGAAAAGCGUCGAAAAUGAAUGCUGCGGACAGCGAUAACGACCCGGCCCCCUACAGCGGCCGCGCAGACCGAGCGCCCAGUGAAAAAAUCCCGACGUUAGUGGGGUCUUCCGCGGAAGCGUCGUCGGCUUCGAGCCAGCACGGGUCUACCUCGCAGGCUUCGAGUUUUGUGUUUGGGGAAACGGAGGCGAGGGAGAGGUUGAAGGGGAAGAUGCUAGAACAUCAAAGCUCGAGUGGUGCCUCUGAACAUGAAGGUCGAGAGGACGCUUCUGGGUCGGAGAAGAGCGCAGGGAGUGAAGGGGAAGAUGAUGAUGGCAGAGAACUACAAGAAGUAGAUGAGGAACUACGUCGCUACACGGAGCUAGCUGCACAAAACGAAAACGUCGCAACAACUGGGAAUCAAGCACAGAAAGGUGCAACUUCUGGCCCUUCCGACGAGGACCAAUCUCUGUUUCAUCUCCCUUCCCCCCGUUCCAUCGUCCUGCGGAACGACCCGCUGCAUCUCGGUAACCUCCUCCGCGAAAACCCCGCGCCGGUUUUCUCCGAAGCGUCCACACCUCAAAUCGGCAUGCGAUCGCCAAUCAUCCCCGACGACCUCAUGACCGCCGCCGCCAGCGAGGUGUUGCGGUUCGCGGGGCAGUGGACCGUGAAGAAGGUGCAGGAAAACGAUUUUCUGAAAAGGAAGCUGCUCCACGCGGAUUUCGUGAACGAGCUGGGGCAGGAAAGGCGGGAAUUGGAAAAGCAGAGGAAGGAGAGAAAGCGUUUGAUGAACGACUCCGAUCUAUCCAAGAAAAAAACUGUGUUAGUGUAAGUCUUUUGGGAAAACAGCAUCACAAGUUUGUCUGCCAUGACAGGACAAACUUGUUAUGCGCAGAUACAAAGGGAAAAGACAUAGGAAACGAACCGGUCAUGCAUGUCGAGCAUGACAAGUGUAACUGUUUGGCAUUUUCUGCAUCACAGAUUUACACUUACACAGUUUUUUUCUUGCAUACGAUCACAUGGCGAAUGAGGUUGCGGCGAGACUACUGGGGAAUAACAACGAGGACCAGGAGGUGGAGCAAGCGAGAGAGGAACAGAGACAAGCUUUGCAGGAGAAGUGGAUGAGGAAUGAUAGUGCUGGUGCUGCUGUUGAGAACCAGCAAGACGCGGAUGGAGCAGGAGCAACUACCGACGGCGGACGAUUGCCGGAGGACGGCGAGAUAACUUCUGUGAGUCAACAGAUGAACCCUUUCUCCGCGAAAGCGAGAAGUUUGAGUUCAAAAUACACGGACAAAUCAGAUGAAGCCAAGCAGAAGAUUUUGGAUGAGGAAAGAGAAUUGCUCUAUGUGAACAACUCCGUGAAGAUGUUGGUCGCGCAGAUCAUCGGCAAAGCCGAGGCGACAGUGUCGCUAAAAAUCAAGGUUGAGCAGAAGGACAAGAGGAAGGAGUGGGUGGAGCAGUGGCUGGAACGGCACGAGCAGAAGUUCGCGUUUUUGCGGGAAGCGGCCAAGAAAGAGUGUCAAAUUGGAGGUGGUGGCGGUGGGGGGAAUAUGGAAAGGGAGGAGGGAGAAGAUGCUGGAGAUGGAGUUGGUGUGCACGUGCAGCAAGCCGCAAAUGCACGAGAACAAGAUCCGCUUCUGCAAGCGAAAGACGAAGAACGAUCACGCCACGCGAUGGCCGACACGAACAAGCCGGAUCCGAUCCAGAAAUCUCCCAAUCUCCGUACCGCGGCAGACCUGCACGCCCGGCAGCGAGGCGGUAUUCUCCGUAACGAGACGCCGUUUCAAGAGCUGGUGCCGACGAGACAGAUGGUAAAUCGCUUGGAAUCAGAGGUGCAGAGGUACUUGCCGAUUGAAGAAAAGAAAGCAACGCAGGCUCACCUUGCCGACAAUUUUUACCCGAGGAGUCCAAGUCCGCAAGCACAGCGGCUGUUGGCAAGAAGACAGGUGAAAUGGGAUGAGAAAACGGGCAGAAAGGUGGUGAGAAACGAUUUUUCCUCGGCUUCACCGACGAGAAAAAACGAGAAUUUGAAUUCCAGUGCCUCUCGUCGACAAUUGCCGCGGAUUCCGGCGCCGGAAUCGCGGCGAACUGACCCAGCGGUCGUUGAGGAGCUGCUGUUGCGAGAGCAUCCUCGGAAAAACACGAUCAUCGACAUGUCGACGGCUGACAGUGACCGGGCGCUUUUUGCAGGAACGGACAACGUGGACUUCAAGAACGUCAAUGCGUACUUAGUGGAGGUCGACAAUUACGGUGGCGGGACAGAUCAACAUGUUCCUGCGGGAACGACAAACACCGACCAGCAUCCGUUUCACCAGCAAGACAAGUUCCAAAAUCGGGACCAGUUCAACAACACGCUAACGCAAAUACGGCAGACGAUGGAGGAUUCCGAGCAAAAGCAAUUGGAAAAAUCAGGUUUGCUGGAAUACCACCGGAUUUUACGCAGGAAAGCCGUCGGCGAGUACUCCGAAGACGACUUGAUCCACGUUUUCGCGCGCCUGCUGCACGGUGUGUUGAACGUGGCGAAAAAUGUUCACGGCGACCAUUCAAGUGGUAUGAAUUCUAAUUCUCCCACCGCUGUCCGCAGCAAAUCGCUUUCCCCGACGAAAGUUCGCCUAAAGCCCAACCCCUACGCCAAGACCGCAACGGAGCGACGGAUGGUGCAGCUGCUGAGCCAGCCGGCGGGGCACCACCUGGAAUCGAACGUGACCAGCAUGGAUCACAAACAGCUGUAUGAACGGAAGAGCCGAGUUUAUGGAGAUGAGAUUGUGAAUCCAUUCCCUUCACCUUCUGAACAUCUUCACGGUCGUCCACCUCUUCAGAGCCAACUCACGAAGCAGCAAAUAAGACUGCAAGAAAGCGCCAAAAAUCGUUCCACCUCUCCAUCCAAAGCGCAGUCUCUGAGCCCCCUGACCAAGAGGCAGCAGGCCGUGAAAUUGCAUCAGGGAUCGAGCUCCGUUUCUUCGCGGCGAGCUGGCGGCGGCUUGGGACAGAGCAGCGGUUCAUCUCUUGGAAGCAAGAAAAUGUUCCAGAAAGAACUGGACUUCGCAACAAUCGACAACAACAACAAGUUUGAUGUGCGGAACGACAUUAAUUUCGAUAGAAAUAGCGCAGGCCUUCGCACGACCGACAGACAAACCGAAAACCUAUCCGAUUUGCACCGGAUUCGGGAAGGAAAAUCGCUAGAAGUGGACUUGCACAGCGUGACUACCCCGUAUGUGGUGACCUUCCACGACCUGCGGCGGUGCGUGCCGCGGGAGCUCCUAGAGAUUCUGUUGCGGAAGUACGAUCCGCACCAUUUCGGGGGCGUGACCUGUGCGGAGUUCUUGACCAUGGCACAGCUGGCGAUGAAGCAUGAGGAGACGUGAGUGGAGGUCGUUCUCAGGAGAGCUGAGGCUGACAAGCUGCUCUGGUGCACUCUGAUUAUGCACGAUUCCGUUGCAAGAUGAAGCCUAGUACGUCUGCGAAAUUGUCAUCACCAAUGAAGAACUCAACUUGAUUCUGAGUGCUGCAUUCAUUCGUAGAAGAUAAAACAAAAACAAACAGCUGCAAGAUGAAGGAAGACGAAUUGAAAGUCAAGCACUUGUUGCAUUUCUUGCGCGUUCACGUUGUUGAAAGAACCUU
Molecule: messenger RNA, 5679 nt
Organism: Amoebophrya sp. A120
Lineage: Eukaryota; Dinophyceae; Syndiniales; Amoebophryaceae
Source: the annotation of a GenBank genome assembly